AUGCAGCAAGAGGCGGGAAAACCCAUUCUGCUUGACAUCCCAGCGGGGUGCAUAGCGGAGACGACCCAAAGAAACGUGCCAGACAUCGAUGUUAUCGUACAGGAACUAGCCAACAUGGACAAACGAUUGCGGAGCUUUAGAAAACGACAACGUGAAGCUAUCGAAGAGAGCAGUUUGACGUACAGCUCUAUAGACUCUGAAAAUGACUCUCCUGAACAUAUUAACAGUCGGCAAGACCUUGUCAACUAG
Pochonia chlamydosporia 170 is the source of this 249-nucleotide messenger RNA. RefSeq lists its product as hypothetical. The record is from RefSeq and is a predicted model, not a curated record. NCBI's taxonomy places the organism in Eukaryota, Fungi, Ascomycota, Sordariomycetes, Hypocreales, Clavicipitaceae. The coding region runs from base 1 to 249 and encodes 82 amino acids. The transcript has a single exon.